AUGAAGAAGGGGGAGAAAAAAAAAAAAAAAACGUCAAAUAAAGGAAAGGAAAAAGAACAGGAUAAAAAAGUUAUAGGAAAAAAUAAUAAAGGUAAGGAUAAAGAAAAGUAUAAAAAUAAAGAUAGAGAGAAAUAUAAAAAUAAAGAAGAAAAAAAUCAAGAUAAAGUAAGAAGUAAUGACAACAGGACUAGUCAUAAUAAUAAUAAUGAAAUAUUUAAUCCUCAAUUAAGCGCAAGGGAACUAAAGAAAAUACAAUACUAUGAGAAUAUGUUUAAACGUAUGGAACAACAAGUAGAAGAAAAUAAUAUGGACUCACAUGUAAAUAAUAAUAAUAAUAAUAAUAAUAAUAAUAAUGAGAAGAAGAAAAAAAUAAACCAAUUAAAAAAAAGUAAUAAAAAGGAACAAGAAGAUUAUGAAGAAAAGAAAAAUGAUGAGAAUGAAUAUAACAAGAAAGGGAUGCAAAGAAAUGAAGAUAGUCAUACAAAUGAUGUUCAUAUGAAUGAUGUUCAUAUGAAUGAUGUUCAUAUGAAUGAUUCCCAUAUAAAUAAUAGUAAUUAUAAAUAUAUUAAAAAUGAUGAAUCAUUAUGUAAUAAAAGUAGUUCAUCUAUCCAGAAUGUAGAAGGCACAAAGAAAAGAGAAACUAAUAUAAAAUCUAAAAAAUUAAAUGUUGUAAAAAGUGUAGAUGAGACCCAUGAAGAUAUUUAUAAUGUUGUAAAUAAUAAUAAAAGGAACGAAGAAAUAUAUAUAGAAAAAAACAUUAUGUGUAGUGACAAAAAUAUAAAUGAGAAAAUAAAUGAGGAAGAUAAUAAAAAUGAUAAUGAGGAGGAAAAAAAUGAUCAUCGUUUAAGUGACCUAGGAAAUGUAGACAAAAAGGAUGAAUUAUUACUUGAGGAUAAUAAAGAUAUAUUAAUUAAAAAUAUAAUUUAUGACAAGGGAAAUAUAUUAAAAGAACAAAAUGAUAUGAUGAAAAAAGAAAUAUGUUAUGAUGAUUUUAAUAGGAAUAUAUUUCAUAGUAAUGAUAUAGAACAUAUAAAUAAAAUAAAAGAAGAAGAAUUUACAAAUAAGAAUAUAUAUAAAAGAUUAUAUUAUGACAAUAGAAUCAAGGAUACAUGUAAAUAUGAGUAUAAUAUUUAUAAUAAUAAAUAUAUUGAAUUAAAGAAAAGUCAUAAAAAAUAUGGUUUAACAAAUCAGAGGCUUAUAAUUAAUUAUGAAAGAGGAUAUUGUUCAGACAAUGUAAUAAAUUAUAAUAAUAUAAAUAAAGUAAUAUAUAAAAUAUAUAAUAAUAAAAAAAAAAAUAUAUACAUACAUAAUAAUAAUAAUAGUAAUAAAUAUAAUAAAUAUAAUAAAAAAACAUUAAAUUUUAAGAGAAGUUUUUCUAUAAGUUCAAAUAUUGGAGAUUAUUUUUAUGAUAUAAGUAUGGUGCAUCUAAAAAAUAAUUGUGAAUCUAGUCCUAGUUCAUCAAGUAGUAGUAUGCAUGAUAUAACAUAUCAUAAAAACUUAUUUGAGGAUGAUAAAAUAAGCAUAGUUAAAUAUUUUAUGAAUUAUAGUGAUGAUGAUAAUAAGAAUACAUAUCAAGAUUAUUUAGUACAAGAAAAUAAUAUAAAUAAUAAUGUACAUAAUAAUGGAGUAGUGAGAGAUAUUAGUGAGAUAGGAAAUGAUAAAAAUAAGAAAAAUGAAAAUACAUAUAUGAACGAAUUAAAUAAUUUGAAAUAUAUAAAAAAUGAUAUAUAUUCUACAAAAAAUUAUAUAAACAAAACAAAUCAAUUAUUAAAAUUAUAUUCGAAUGAUAAACUGAAUGUUCUACAAUAUUAUGAUGAAAAAUUUAAAGAAAGAAAAAACAAUGAAAACGAUGGUAGUGAAUAUGCUCAAAAAUCUUCUAUCGAUGAAGUUCAUAAUAUUCAUUAUGAAUCUAAAAUGUAUAAUGUGAACUUUUGUAUUAAAAAAUAUUUACGUAAUAUGAAAUAUGUAAACUUGAAAAGAUUAAAGACAAUAAAUGAAAAAAAUUGUAAGCUAUAUGUAAAGGGUUGUACCCACUUUUUAAAUUUAAACAAAUUUAAUGAUGCCCUGUCUUGUCUUAGUAAACUACAAAACCUGAAAGGGAAAAAGAAAAAAAAAAAGGAAAAGCAAAAAAAAACGUAA
This is a messenger RNA of Plasmodium falciparum 3D7, 2139 nucleotides long. RefSeq lists its product as uncharacterized. NCBI's taxonomy places the organism in Eukaryota, Apicomplexa, Aconoidasida, Haemosporida, Plasmodiidae. The record is from RefSeq and is a predicted model, not a curated record.